Metopolophium dirhodum (rose-grain aphid) is the source of this 5178-nucleotide messenger RNA. Its product is annotated as neprilysin-2-like. The record is from RefSeq and is a predicted model, not a curated record. NCBI's taxonomy places the organism in Eukaryota, Metazoa, Arthropoda, Insecta, Hemiptera, Aphididae. Gene Ontology annotation, cellular component: plasma membrane. The transcript is spliced from 17 exons. Gene Ontology annotation, molecular function: metalloendopeptidase activity. Bases 2154 to 4238 code for a protein of 694 amino acids. Gene Ontology annotation, biological process: protein processing.
AAAUACUUAAAUAAACACAACUGUGUAUGAUAACUUGAUUAAUUUAAACUUCAAAUUCUAUUUAGUAGGAUUUCACCACAUGGUUAGUAGGUUGAAUUUCACUUUUAACCGACAGAUUUGAAUAUAACACGGCAGAUACACGAGACCAUCGAAUAACCUAUUUUUUUUUAUCAGCUAUUACAGCAAGGUUAUGAUUUUUUUUUUAAUUUGACUGUUCAUUCGUAACAUUGAUCAUUUUUAAAAAUAUUUCAUAUUAAUACCCAUUUGCGGUAAUGGUACAUGAUCGUAUUAUGGACUGUAGGCCGCAUUCUAAGGGUUUUAGAUGUACCUACAACUACUAGAUGUAACAACAUGUAAUAUUGUUUAAUAAUAAAAUACCUACGUCAUUAAAUACUUGUUGGAUUUCAUAAUCCUCUUAUGGUCAUUUUAUUAAUGUACAUCUGUAAUUAUGUAAAUAAUAAUAGGCUAGGAAGGUACUUAUGACUGUUGAAGUAAUCGGUAGCAAUUUAGAAACGAUAUAAAUAUAUACUUAAUUAUAAUAUAAAGUUAAUUGUACAUGAUGCAUCGUACUACAAUAUUGAAUAUAUUAUAAAGACAGAGUUCUUCGUUGUAUCUAAAUUAUGUAUGUAAUUAUAAAAUAAUUUGCAGAUACAAAUAUGUAUAAUUUCCGAAUAGAUUAAUAAAUUGCUUCUAAAAAUAUGUAUUAAAUUAAAUCCUUUUUGAAAGAAAAAUAAAUAUGAAUACAGUUUUGUCAAAUGAUUAACAGCAAUAUUAUAAAGUACCCGGCACUUAUAAUGACUAAACCUCACAGAAACAGAAGAACAAAACACAUUUUUACUUUAUUUGGGACACACGGGCAUAAUUAUAUAUCAAAGAAAACAAAUGAUCAUUAAUGAACGCAAAAAAACGCACUUCGUGUUAAGUCUAUAAUAGUGUAGAGGUUCUACGAAUAUGCUUCCUCUCAGUAUAUAUGCACUAGUUAUAACGCAUAAGUUACAAUAAUCAUAAUAAUUAUCAUCAAAUUAUCUGAUAAAGAUUUACAUUUUUUAAUGAAUAGAACUCAAGGAAUACAGGAAUCAGGUAAAUUAUUCAGUAAAAUACAUUUUUUUUUUAAUAAACAAGUUUAGAAAAAAUAGUAAAUUGGUACAAUAUUACAAAAAAAUUAUAUAAUAUAUUUAUUAAUUUCCACUUGGUUAGUAACUGAAAUGCAUGUAUAGUUAUAUACUUACACAAGACAGUACUCGUUCUAAAUAACGACUUGAAUAAUUAUUUUCAUUAAAAGAUUCAUAUUAUUAUAAUAAAUAUUAAAUAAUAAUCCAUAGAUAUUUGUAAGUUUAUCCAUACAUUGUAUUAUAUUAAAAUAAAUCCAGUGAUAUAGAAAUAAUAUAGAAUAUACUGAUAUUCAUAAAGAAAAACAGUGAAAUAUAUUUGUCUUGUACAAGUAAAUAAUGUUAUUUGACCGUUGAAAAUAAAUACAAUCUUAAAAUCAUUAAUGCAUCCAUUUAGAAAGGCGCUUACAAGAUCAUUUACAAAAAUUACAAGACAAGGGUAGCAUUUUAAUGAAUGUUCAGCAAAAUCAAUCGACAAUACGAAAUUAGUCAAUAUUUUUGAUACAUUAUGAUUAAAAAUACAUUCUUGAUUGGAUGUUAGUUAAUUUUUGAAGUACUAAUUAACCAAAUGAGUGAAAUCCUAAAAAAAAAUAUGAGCAUAGACAAUAUAAUAUGAUAUAUGAUAUAAUAUUAAUCUCGUGAAAAUCAAUACUUACCUAACCAAAUAAGUUAUAUGCAUAAAUAUAAUUAAAGACCACAGCUGGAUAUUGUAUAAUAAUAAUUAUUGAUGAUUUGAAAGUCAUUAGUUUUAUCUAUAAGUAUUAGUAUAGGUAUCAGGUAUCUGUAUAAUAUGUAUGUUUACAGACAAUAAUAAAACUGUAAGAGAUAAAAAAAAAUUACGCUUGAGUGUGUAGGACGUGGGUACUUUUAUAUUAUUAAUGUUUGCCCCAUUCUUCCAAACUCCAAAGAAAAAAAAAGAAAAAAUUUACCGCUUGAAAUUAAAUUAAAGAUAUUUGAACUAAUAAAUAAAACGUGAAUUAAUAUGUAAAGGUUUUCAAGAACACCUCGAAGGUAAAAGAGUUUCAUCCUUCACAAUUUCUCAAAAUGGAAAAUUUUGGGGCACAGUUUACGGUCUGCAACACAAAAUCAUGUUUACAAUCUUCCGUAUCGUUAAUAAAUUGUAUGAAUGAAACUGUCGAACCAUGCGAAGAUUUUUAUGAAUUUGCUUGUGGUAUGUUUGAAACCAACUACCCUUACUAUUCAAAUUCAAAUGAAAAUAGCUGGGUAACAAUAAUGUCGUUAAAAAUAAAACACAGAGUGAAAAAAUUUCUCAACAAAGAAAAUGAAAUAUUCGAACCAAAUGCAGUUCACAAAGCUAGGAAGUUUUACCAAGCUUGUAUAAAUUCUACUAAAGAUCAAGCUUCAAGCAAUUAUGAUCCUUUAUGGAAAGUUUGGGAAAAAGUCGGUCUAAACACAGAAUACCUAAAUGAUUCAGUUCCAUUGGAAAUCGAAACAAUUUUAGCAAGAGUUAAAUUAUAUUUUAAUCUGGAUAUUUUUUUUGAAAUGUAUGCUGACGACGAUCCUAGGAAUUCAUCAUCACAUUCACUUUUAACUAUUACUCAAAAUUGGGAAUCAAAUAAGUACAAAAGAAGAAACAAUAUGAAAACAAAUAAAGUUGAUAUCGACGACUCUUUGCCAAAAUUUACCGAAUACUUUAAUUUAUUGGUUGAAAAAUUAUUAAAUCGUAAUCAACCAUAUCUAAGGAAGCUUAAAGUUGAAGAUCUCACGAACACGACCAAUGAAUUAGUAGAAUUUGAGGAAGAAUUUUCACAAGUUCAACGAAAUACAUUUAGUUUAAAAAAUGACAUUCCUGAAAUAGUUACACUAGGAGAAUUUCAAAAUUUUACAGAUACAGCAGGAGAGACAUUUAAGUUUAAUUGGACGUUGUAUCUGAGAGAGUUAACUCGUGAUAUCCAACCAAAAAUUUAUGAAAUAUUGUCAUCAGAAAAUGCUGAUAGUUAUGAACUUUUAGUAACCAACAGAGAUUUUUUAAAUGACGCGUUUAAAUUAUUAUCUCAAACACCAACAAUAAUUUUAAAAAUGUCAAUACUAACUCAAGUGUUAACUAUUUUGGAUAUUCAUUUUCCUUCUGGAGAGAAAUUUAAUUCCGAACAUUGUUUUUCGUUGACUAGUGAAUUUUUUGGAAUGGUCACCGGGUAUUCUAUGAUAAACACGUUAGACAACUCUUCUAAAGUUGCAUUAACCGAAAUGACUGAUAAUAUAAAAUGGGCUUUACGUAAAAUGGUUAACGAAGCGAGUUGGAUGGACGAUGAAACGAAAAAUGCUACUUUACGAAAACUAGCCAAUACGAAAACUUUUUUCGGAUACCCAGACAAUUACGAAAAUAUAAUAAACAAUUUACUCGAAAAUUUGACAGUUACGGACAAUCACAUAGAGAAUAUAUUAUCGAUUUCGAUGUUUAGCACGGCGAGUGAUUGGAAAUAUUUAACGGAAGAUAGAGAUUGGGAAAAUCAAACGUGGGCAGUAACUCCGGAUGAAGUAAAUGCGUACUGUUAUAAUUCAAUGAAUGCAUUUUUCAUGCCAGCGGCAAUAUUACAAGCUCCGUUAUUCAACAACGGCGUACAGGCACUUAAUUACGGAGCCACGGGCAGUACUAUUGGACACGAACUAUCUCACAACUACGACAAUACCGGCAGGCUGUACAACGAGCUGGGAAACGUGGCACAGUGGUGGUCGAAUAGGAGCUAUGAAGAGUACACGAAAAGAGCGAGUUGCUUGAUAAGUCACUACAACGACAUCGACGUCGUCAGCCACAACAAGACCUUUGCAGUUAACGGUGUACUAACACUAGACGAAAACAUUGCCGACAUUGCCGGACUGAAAGAGGCGUAUUAUGCUUAUCGGCGUUAUGUAGACGUCCACGGACAAGAACCUAGAUUGCCCGGUAUGGAACGUUAUAGUCAUGAGCAAUUGUUUUUCUUGGGAUACGCCAACCAAUAUUGUUAUUAUGACGAGGGAGACAGCCAAUUUGACAAUUUUAACAGCCACAGUCCUAACAUGGUUCGUGUACGGGGAGUCCUAUCACUCUCACCAGAGUUUGCAAAAGCGUGGUCUUGUCCAAUUGGUUCUCCAAUGAAUCCAAAAAAAGAAAAAUGUCAAAUUUGGUGAUUCAUUAAACGACAUCAUAUUUUUUUAAUUUUUUCAAAUUGAUUGUAUAUUUUAUAUAUUUAUUAUUUACAUAAUAAUAUAUUAGUAUGUUAGUUAAUAUUUAACAUAUUUUAUUGUUAUAUUAAAGAUAUAAGUUCCUUUGUAUAAACUAAAUGGUUUACCAACCUUAUUUUUUGUACACAAAUUAUGUAAACAAAAUACACUCGUUCAAGAAUAUUCAUAAUUUAUACAUUGAAAGAGUACAAAAUAUGUUUAGGAAAGAUAACCAAAUUUGAGCCAUUGAAACCAUUAUGGAUAAAAAAUGUAUAGAAUGUAGAUCACCUAUAUACAGAUACAAAGAAUGGAUACAUGUGAAGAAUUACGUUUUUGUUUAAUUGGAGAUAACGGUUAAACUGGAGAAAAAGUAACAAUAUAUUGUACAUUUUUAUUUUAAUAUUCUCUGACGGCCCACAAUGAGAUGAUUGACAAUUUUAGCGUGCCAAAAGUACUAUUUUUAAAACUAAAAAAUUAUUGGUUUUUUUUUUAUCAAUAAUUUAUCUUAACAAUAUUCUGACACUAAAAAUAAAAUUUCAAAAGAAUUAAUUGACAUACACCCGACUAUAUGGCUAAUAUAUAUUAUUUGUAUACUAUUUGAUUAAUAUUUUCAAACUUUUAUAUAUUUUUUUUAUAUUACCUACCUGUUAAUUUUCUCACUUAAAACAAUAAAAUAUAUUUAUAUUUUUUUUUUUGCAAUUUCUAUAAUUUUUGAAAUUUUAAUUGUUUUAAUGGUUUUUUGAAUGAUAUAACGUAAAUUUACGUUGUUUUACGAACUAUUCAAUACAUACAUAUUGUAAAAGAAAUGAAUAGCUAUUUAAAAAUAUGAGAAUUUUUAACACUUAGUCUUAACAGUAGUUUUCAAAAAUAGUUUUCUUUAUAAAUAUAAGGUUUUAUUGUUAAGACA